AUGACUAACUCUGAGAACACUGCUGAAAACAAGCAGACCAUCUUGAAUGCUUAUGUUGGUUUCGACACCAUCACCCAGCAAAUCGAAAAGAAGUCUCUUAAGAGAGGAUUCCAAUUCAAUGUUAUGGUUGUUGGUCAAACUGGUCUUGGUAAAUCCACACUUGUCAACACCAUCUUUGCAUCCCAUCUUAUCGAGAGCAAGGGACGUCUCAACGCAGACGAACCUCCUCGCCAGACCACUGAGAUUGAAGCUGUUUCUCACUUGAUUGAGGAGAACGGUGUCCGCCUUAGAUUGAACAUUGUCGAUACCCCUGGUUAUGGUGACCAAGUUAACAACGAGAACUGCUGGGAACCUAUCAUUAAAUACAUCAAGGACCAGCACUCUGCUUAUCUUCGCAAGGAAUUGACUGCCCAGCGCGAGAGAUACAUUCAGGACAGCAGAAUCCACUGCUGCUUGUUCUUCAUUACCCCUUCUGGCCACUCUCUCAAGCCAAUUGACAUUGUUGUGCUCAAGAAGUUGUCUGAGGUAGUCAACAUUGUGCCUGUCAUUGCAAAGUCUGAUUCGCUCACCUUGGAAGAACGUGAGGCUUUCCGCCAAAGAAUUAAGGCUGAACUUGCUUUCCACAACAUCAACCUCUAUCCUUAUGAGAGCCACGAGGAUGAAGAACAGGAACAGGCCUUGAACGAGAGCAUCAGAGAGUUGAUUCCCUUUGCUAUCGUCGGCUCCGAGCGUAAUGUCGUGAUCGAUGGCAAGGCUGUCCGAGGUAGAAAGACACGCUGGGGUGUCAUUAAUGUCGAGGAUGAGACCCAUUGCGAGUUUGUCCAUCUCCGCAACUUCUUAACCAGAACCCACCUCCAGGACCUUAUCGAGACCACUGCCCAUAUCCACUACGAAGCCUUCCGCACCAAGCAGCUGUUGGCCAUCAAGGGAUCUGCACAACCCUCUUCCCCCACCCCCAUGAGCUCGCCUGCCACACCCUCUACAAAUGCCGGUGUAAGCCCCGCCGCAGGCUCAGCUAGGUAA
Molecule: messenger RNA, 1023 nt
Organism: Phycomyces blakesleeanus NRRL 1555(-)
Lineage: Eukaryota; Fungi; Mucoromycota; Mucoromycetes; Mucorales; Phycomycetaceae
Exons: 8
Coding region: 1-1023 (340 amino acids)
Biological process (GO): cytoskeleton-dependent cytokinesis
Cellular component (GO): septin complex; cell division site; microtubule cytoskeleton
Molecular function (GO): GTP binding; molecular adaptor activity; GTPase activity
Source: RefSeq, a predicted model, not a curated record